GUUUGUGUGUUAAGAAAUGCUGCGUAAACACCAUCGCCUCGGCCUGUGUGGCUGGAUACGCACUGCCUCGCUCAUACAACAGUAGGCUUACCUCCUACACCGUACAACAUGUCUGAUGAUGAAGAAAUAAGCGAGACAGAACUCUUUGUUAACAACAAAGGGCAGCCAAUACAGUUCUCAAUAAAGAUUUGCGAGGAAAAGGCAAGGCUUGAGGAGCUGAUCAAGCAAGGUGCUGGUGAACUGACUUCGAAAGUCACUGGUCCUCACACUAUCCGCCUGAUACCAGAAGAGGAGAAUGUUGUCGGCUCGCAUGGUGACUCCUUCCGGAGCAAGUACAUAUUUGACUGUGUACAGCAGGGAAGAUUAUUGCCAUUGGAAAACUAUAGGGCAUUCAAGAAGUCCAGGUUUACUGAUAAGAUCAGCGUAAUGGACAUCAUGAUGGGCAUUCAUUCAUGGGAUGAGUGCGAGCGCUCUGGAGAGAAGGAGGAACAAAUUAUGGGUGAUUUUAGCAUUGGUGAUUCAAGUGGCAAUAAUAAUCAACAUCCAGAACGACAAAAAAGGUUUGCUUGCUUCAGCAAACGUAAUUAUACUUUCAAAGAGCAGCAGGCUAUUCUCGACUACAUUGUCAAGGAGAAGAAAUAUGGUGAAGUUAAAGGUAUAUCACUAUGGAGGCACAUGGAACAAAUAGGGGUGUGCCCAGGACGAUCGCAUCAAUCUAUGAAGGAACACUUUAUAAAAAAAAUCAUCCAUAAUUUAAAUCUAUUUAAAUUACCCGUCAAGGUGAAAACUCGAUUAUAUCGUCGGUUCUCAAGUAAAAAUGUACAACAUUCAUCUCGUGUGGAGGAUGAAACGACAAGUGACGAGAGUACCGAUACAGAAGAACCAAGAACUCGACAAAAGUGUGCAGACACAAUUGAACAAACUGAAACCCGACUAAACAGCAGUGAAGAUAUAUUUGAUAUUUCUAAUGAGAAUGAAGACAUACGCAAAGUUGUGGACUCUGAAAAGCAAGUAGAAAUUAAGGAUCAGGCUACAAAAGAAUCUCAGGUUAUUGAAAAGGAAUCAUUGGACUAUGAAUGGCGAAACAGACACACGGCGGGUCCUAGUGGGCUAAGCAAGCAAUUGCUCAUUGAAAGGAAACGAGUAGAUCCGGAAACCAUUGGGCUGAUUAACAAACAAAGAGGAAAAGAAAAUGAGCUUGUAAGCAGUCAUACUGACAAGAUUAACCCAAUUGUCAGAACAAGCAGGGAUAGUUCAGCUGAACAGCUGACUGAGGAAGAAUCAGAGCUGCAUAGUGAGCACUCUUGCAAAGGGAAGCUAAUCCAAGCAGAAGACAAUCAGAGAGAUGUGCGUAGAAAAGGUGUACAAGGAAGAAAAGAUGACAAAAUGAUAAAGUGUAAUACGAGUAUAAAUGAUAAUGUGGAAGAAUCUCACAGCAGAGAAGAACACACAUUGUCAUUUGUUCAGAAAAGGAAAUCUAUUGACACUACGCAAGGGUUUUAUUUUGAGCCAUCACAAGAUUUUCAAAGCAGUUCUGGAACUAAAGAUAACCACAUCAGGAAUUUAUUACAAGCUGAGAACCCAAAUACAUCUCUUGGUGCAGUACCUGCCAGUGAAGACAGCUCCAGUAUCCAGACUUCACAGAAAAAUGCUUGCAUUACUAAUGGAAUGGAUAAAGAACUAAUUGAAAGAAACUCUGUUAGGAGGAAUAUUGAAGUAUCAAGUAGCACUCACAAGAAACCUAUGGUGUCUGUAUCCAUGGCAGCAAUUGCGGAGAUGAACCAAAAUACCCAUAAUUACCAUGACACUCAGGAAACUGAAAUGCAAUCUGAUUUUGUAUGCUCCAAAAAUAUAACUGCAGAUGAUAUUCAAGAGAUUCAAAGUUUAUUCAAUGAUCCUCCUCUUAAUGGUAAUACAGAUAUUAACAUUACGUCUGAAGAACUUGUCAUUGCUCCCUGUGCAAAAGUUGUUAGUCUCGAGCCUACCUUGAAAUCUUCAUGUCAAGAAGUUUUGGCUACGGGUAUUGCAGAAAGUGAACAUGAUGAAAUGUGCAGCGACAGUGACGACUCCACAGCUAUAGUGCCUUCAUCAGCUAAAAACUCUCUCAGUAAUGUCAGUUAUUCAGCUUUAGAGGAACUCACAGAAAAACAUGAUGAUAAUUCUUCAAAAGACAGUGAUGUGUCUACCGAACUCUUUGGCUUGGAUGAUGAGAAAACGGAUAAAAUGGACUUGACUAAGAAGCGUGGUAGUGUUAGCGAACAGAGUGAGUCAGCUGAGAGUGAAGUACUGAUCCACAGGUCAGUCCAGACCAUGACUAGGAAGCAUUAUCAAAUGCCUCGUGACUCACACAAGGAAGCAAUCAGCCUUCGAAGUCAAACGUCUUUUAAACAAAAGCCACAUUGCUCUAAGGAUGAAUACGGAAAAUCACCAAAAAUAGACGUAUAUGACUGUAUGAGCUCUUCGACACCAAGUGACCCAGCUUCAAGUAUAGACAGCUACUCUAGACGAUAUGACCGGACUUUCAAUCUCAAAGAUGGCUGCGUAUUUGGUGCAACAAGGCAAAGAAAAUCCACGUCAUACCUGUGUGCAGUUAAACAUUCAAAAAACAAGGAGCCAUACACAAUUCAAGAGGAUCUGAGAAUCGUGAGGUAUAUAGAUCGUAUGCGAGACUAUGAACGUGUUGGAGGCCGAGAACUGUGGCAAGAAAUGGAGUUACGUGAAGAAUUUUCAAAUCGAAGUUGGCACGGUUUGAAGGAGCGUUUCAGAAAAAGAAUAUUUCCUCGCCUUCAUACCUACCUGCAGUUUGGCCUCUCACAAGAUAUUGUAAGGCGCUUACAAGCUCGAAUACCUUUUCACCCAGAAUCAACCUCGAAGGUUAAUAACAAUUUAAGUCACCGACGCCCAUAUUCACAUAAGGAAGAAAAGUUAAUUGUGCAGUUUAUUGUCCGCACCAGGAGAUAUUCUGAGGUAUGUUACAUUAAUUUUGCUAGGGGAAAAUCAUCACCAUUUGUGUUAAGAACAUUUAGCUAUGCCAAUAUUUUAUUAGGUGAUUAAGUAUAUCAUCCAGCACUGAGUCUCUGAUGUUUCCACUGACGGUAGAAGGCUGUUACGGCCUCACUGAGGCAGUAACCGGGUUCUU
Molecule: messenger RNA, 3139 nt
Organism: Procambarus clarkii (red swamp crayfish)
Lineage: Eukaryota; Metazoa; Arthropoda; Malacostraca; Decapoda; Cambaridae
Source: RefSeq, a predicted model, not a curated record